Homalodisca vitripennis (glassy-winged sharpshooter) is the source of this 946-nucleotide messenger RNA. RefSeq names its product protein Fer3-like. NCBI's taxonomy places the organism in Eukaryota, Metazoa, Arthropoda, Insecta, Hemiptera, Cicadellidae. The transcript is spliced from 3 exons. Gene Ontology annotation, biological process: regulation of transcription by RNA polymerase II; developmental process. The record is from RefSeq and is a predicted model, not a curated record. The coding region runs from base 1 to 762 and encodes 253 amino acids. Gene Ontology annotation, molecular function: protein dimerization activity; DNA-binding transcription factor activity, RNA polymerase II-specific; RNA polymerase II transcription regulatory region sequence-specific DNA binding.
AUGUCCGAGGGGGAUGAUCGAUAUCAGCGCACCGAGCCAGUGGGGCGGGGACUGCGGGGGUGGAGCGACGCCAUUGGUCGCCCGCCGUCCCGACGCCACCAAUGGGGCCGCGCGGCGCUGUGCCGACCCGGGGCUCUUUAUGGCUCAGUUACGACGAUGGCAGGACCAGGCCUUGUGGCACCAGACCACUUGCCCCUCUGGGACCUUGCGCCCUCAGCCGCUCAGCCCACAACGGGAGAAGUGAACGGGCCACCCAGCUAUGGGGAGCUGGCUUACUCAGCCCUGUGGGAUCAUCACUCGGCUCCAGGUUACCAUCCUGAACUUUUGCCUGGAUUCCCUUGCUCCUCUGACUUGUGGUCCGUCAACCCACACGGACCUUCUUCUGCUCACAGAGCUCAGUGCAUGAUUCAACAAAGAUUCAGCCAGAGGAGCUGCAGUGCGUCCUCGACCUCCAGUGUGGGCCACAAGAAGCCGAGGCGUCGGGUGGCAACCAUGGCGCAGCGCAGGGCAGCCAACAUCCGUGAAAGGCGCAGAAUGUUCAAUCUCAAUGAGGCGUUCGACAAACUCCGCAGGAAAGUGCCAACAUUCGCCUAUGAGAAGCGACUAUCCAGAAUAGAGACACUGAGGCUUGCCAUAACCUAUAUUUCGUUCAUGAGUGAACUGCUAAAUUGCACUGAGAAGGUUUCCGAUAGAGCUGCAUCACCUCUGUUCCAACUGCAAAACCAAAGGGAAUAUGUUCCCUAUUCUAUUCUGCCUACCUGAUUGUAUUGAUUACAAUGAACCAGAUAUUUAUGUUGAAUUUUGAUAUUGUAAAUUGAGAUCGUUUUCAUACAUGUAAUGAAUGUAAGGCUGUGCAUGGUUAGUGUUAGAGAUCCAAUACCUGCCAAAACAAAAGCACAUUAUAUAUAUAUAUAUAUAUAUAUAUAUAUAUAUAUAUAUAUAUAUA